GCCUGAAAGCAAACGAAAUGCAAAUCUUACUGAAUAAGCAAAUUGAAGCCCGGUGUUCCAUCAACUUCAUUUUCCGAUUGUAAAAGCAGAGAGCGACGCCGGAGCCGGUGGUUUCGACGGCGAAGGAGCGAUGGUCGGAGUUCUUUCGAACAAGAUCGGAAUAGAUGAACUGAAGCCCGGCGAUCACAUUUACUCCUGGCGGCACAAAUACCUCUACGCUCAUCACGGGAUAUAUGUUGGCGAUGGUAAGGUAAUCCACUUCACGCGAGCUGCAGGUCAGGAAAUCGGGACAGGAACUUCACUAGACCGCUUCAUUUUCAGCGCAUCUCCUUCCCAUGCCUCAGACUCCCCAUGCCCAAGAUGUGGCAAUCAAGUCUCAGCUGAAGGUGUCAUCUCAUCCUGCCUCGAAUGCUUUCUUUCUGGUGGCGAACUAUAUCUGUUUCAGUACGGUGUUUCUCCGGCUCUAUUCAUCGCCAAAGCUCGAGGAGGAACGUGCACGCUCGCCCCCUCAGAUCCACCCGACCACGUCCUCCACCGCGCUGAGUUCCUCCUCCAAAACGGCUUUGGCAUUUACAGCCUGUUCAAGAACAACUGUGAGGACUUCGCAAUCUACUGCAAGACAGGUCUGCUGGUCUUCACUAAUGUCAGUGUAGGCCGUAGCGGACAAGCAACCUCGUUUCUAGCUGCUGCCACCGCCGUGGUCUCCUCCCCGCUUCGCUUCAUGACUAACAGCUUCCCGGGUCUGGCAGCCAUGGGAUGCACCAUAUAUUGCCUCAGCCGGUUCGUUUCUGAUAUUGGCGUUCGCCGUGAUGUCACAAAGAUCCCUGUUGAGAGGCUCGUUGCAGGCUGCAACGAGCCCGAGCCUGAAAUUUCAACCCAUACAACCAUAUUAUCAUAGUUCUUGUCUCCACAAGCAGAUCAGUUGGUUCUUAAGUGAUAGAUUGUGAACCAGGGAAUUAAGCAUAAUUAUAGUUCUUUAUAUCUAUAGUAGAGUGCUGAAUUGCUUUAAACAUCUCACAAAUGUGUUUUAUUUGAUAACAAUUGGCUUAUUAAUUGAAAGGAAACAAUCGUGGUUGUUUGAA
Ipomoea nil (Japanese morning glory) is the source of this 1082-nucleotide messenger RNA. RefSeq lists its product as uncharacterized. Lineage: Eukaryota; Viridiplantae; Streptophyta; Magnoliopsida; Solanales; Convolvulaceae. Bases 131 to 898 code for a protein of 255 amino acids. The transcript is spliced from 2 exons. The record is from RefSeq and is a predicted model, not a curated record.